Molecule: messenger RNA, 1545 nt
Organism: Saccharomyces eubayanus
Lineage: Eukaryota; Fungi; Ascomycota; Saccharomycetes; Saccharomycetales; Saccharomycetaceae
Gene: RRN7
Product: Rrn7p
Exons: 1
Coding region: 1-1545 (514 amino acids)
Biological process (GO): nucleolar large rRNA transcription by RNA polymerase I; RNA polymerase I preinitiation complex assembly
Cellular component (GO): RNA polymerase transcription factor SL1 complex; RNA polymerase I core factor complex
Molecular function (GO): RNA polymerase I core promoter sequence-specific DNA binding
Source: RefSeq, a predicted model, not a curated record
AUGUCCACGUUUAUAAGAGGCCCCGUUUGCGGUGCAGACAAUUGUCCCUCGCGGCUCUGGCGUAUCAUCGAUGGGCGAAGAACCUGCCAGUACGGCCAUGUCAUGGACGGUGAUGUGGAGUUCAACGACGAUGAAGACGACCUUAACGGCCUUGCCGCCGGUGUUAUCACAAGACGGCUGAACCUCACCACCAACGCGACGGGCAGUUUCCAGUCCAGUCAGCUCUCGAACUCGCAGCUCUUACUGCAACAGCAGAGACGGUCCCACAAGAAAUUCAAAAAACUGAUCGGCCACGAGGCCAAACUAUUAUUUCUCAAGUCCUUCCAGUUCAUCCUGAAAAGGCAGACCCGGUGGCUGAUCGAUGAAAUGCACUUCCCCGCGGAAUUCGACCACGUUGUCAAAAUAAUAUGGCUGAAACUCCUGAAAACAAUCAACGACCAACCCCAAGAAGAGCUGAGGCUCCGGCUGCACAUGGCGUCCACAGUUUCCAUCCUGUAUCUCGCAUCUACCCACCUGUCCUUGCCCGUUUACACUUGUGACUACAUCAAAUGGAUAUGCACUACAAAGAUGCCGUAUUUCCAAGCAAGUGAACUACUGCCCAAAUCGUGGAGAACCCGGCUGCCGAAUUACUACAUUUCCAUAUUGGAGGGCUCCAUUUCGCCCUUCAACGGCCAGUUGUGCAACAAAAUCGCUUUGACUUGCGGCACGAUUCAAUUCAACAAAUCUUUCAACUCCCAAGUUUCAUGCCAGGGUUUGUUAUUGAAACUGGUGAUGCAAUACGCGCUGCCCCCAGAGUUCUACUUUUAUAUAAAGCAAAUCAUCGAAUUUCAAGAAACCGACAUCAAGAACCUAGCGCUUUGGGAAAGAAUAGACGAACGUCACACAGGACCGAUAAGCAACCACGCUGAAUUGAGAAUCAUCUCUUAUUUCAUGCUUACGAUACACUGGAUUCUUUCUUUUGAUCAAGACCACCGGUACCCGUUGAAAUGGAUCCUCGAACUCUCGAGUUCAUUAACCCGCCAUUCGACAACAAGGGAGUCUAUUGACAGAAACAUCGUUAACGUGGUUUACCCAGAUAAGUCGACUUCUAACGACUACUUCCAAUGGUCCGACGAAGAAACUCUGCAGUUCUUGAAUUGGAUGGAAAAGCAGUUCUUGCCCACACAAACAAGGUCUUUGGAUGAUGAAAGCGGCUCAAAUGAUAUGACCAUUGAUCAAAAAAUCGCCAGAAGGAAACUCUACAAGAUUUUCCCCUUGGACCCCGACACUAAUCGUGAUCAUGAGGCCAUCGACUCGAAGCAUCAAUUGACAUUUAUUGAAGACUUACAAGAAAGAUACGCCAAACAACAGUCUUUUCUUAACAACAAUAAAACAGUUCACUUUACUACUCGUCAAGAUAUCCAUCUGCCGACUAGAAAGGAGGCUGUCAAUAGUCUCAUGACUCAAAUAGCAUCGCAACUUUCAGCUGACUUCGCCAUUUCUGAACAGCAACUAAAAGAUUGUAUUUAUAGACUUAAAAAAGCUUGCAUCCACAAAAUGAACUGA